Molecule: messenger RNA, 2569 nt
Organism: Salvia hispanica
Lineage: Eukaryota; Viridiplantae; Streptophyta; Magnoliopsida; Lamiales; Lamiaceae
Product: putative lysine-specific demethylase JMJ16
Biological process (GO): regulation of gene expression; chromatin remodeling
Cellular component (GO): chromatin; nucleus
Molecular function (GO): histone H3K4me/H3K4me2/H3K4me3 demethylase activity
Source: RefSeq, a predicted model, not a curated record
UGUUCUUGUUCCCAAUUUUUGAAUCCGGGUUUAUCAGUAUAAGCUGGAAUACUGAAGAGCGAUAAUAUUCCAAAUUACCUCCUCUUUCUGCUGCUUCCUUUUCUUUAAUGACGUUCCUAUACUGCUAAUUUAUUCCAUCGUUUAACAACAACAGGGUUUUUGCUUCUUCAUAGUCAGAGACUGAUGGUCGGGGCGAAGAGAUCUAUAAAGAAUGUCACAGACAACGAAGAAGAGAAUCUAUCAGUUCCACCCGGAUUUGUGUCAUUGACAUCCCUGAAAUUGAAGAAGAUAGUAACUGAUCCGAAUUCUGCUACAGAAAGGGAUCGUGGACCUGGGUUAGUUGGGGUUCCUCUUAGAAAUUCUGACCUCGAAUCAUUUAAGAUGUCACUUUUACAGAGACCAUGGAUAUCUCAUGGCCAAUUUGAGCGUGUUCGGCAUCAAGACGACUCUGCACAGAUUGGAAAUAACUUGAAAGUUCCUGUUGGUGCUCCCCUCCCCAAAGGAGUGAUACGGGGAUGUGAAAACUGCCAUGAUUGUGUGAAGGUUACUGCUAGAUGGCAUCCCGAAGAUUCAUAUUUGCCUCCGCUUGAUGAUGCUCCGGUGUUCAGACCAACUGAAGAGGAAUUCAGGGACACUCUGAAAUACAUAGCCAAUAUACGACCAAGAGCAGAGAAUUAUGGAAUUUGCCGCAUUGUCCCCCCUCCUUCCUGGAGACCACCCUGCCUUCUGGAAAAUAAAGAGAUAUGGGAAGCUUCAAAAUUUAGCUCGCAUGUACAAAAGAUUGAUGGGCUCCAGAAAUUGUUUUCAAAGAGAAAAGGAUCUAGGUUGCAUGAAAAGAUCGAAACUGCAAUGCCAAAAGAUGCAAAAAUCGGGAAGCUUGAUUCUUCCAAUGAAUGUGUUGGAGAUUCUGAGGAAGAUAAAGCAUUGGAUUUAGUUUCUAAUUUUGAGAGUGGACCUGAAUUUACUCUUAAAAGCUUUAAAAAGUAUGCUGAUGAUUUCAAGGUACAAUAUUUUCGUGAGAAUGACACAGUAGCUGCCUCAGGCCCAAAACGCAGUGAACCACUAAUUGCGAGAGUUGAGAGCGAAUAUUGGAGAAUUGUGGAGAAACCAAGAGAAGAAAUAGAGGUGCUUUUUGGUACUGAGGUGGCUAAUCAGACCAUAGCAAGCGGAUUUCCUGUUGCUACCACUCCAGCAAAAGGUACGGGGAAAUAUGUGAAAUCCGGAUGGAACUUGAAUAAUACUGCAGAGCUCUAUGGUUCCCUUCUUCCAUUUGGAUGCUACAGUUCAUCCACUGUUUCAGUUCCUCAGAUUUUCAUUGGGAUGUGCUUUGCAUCAGAGUGCUGGAGAAAUGAAGAUCACCAUUUGUAUUCAUUAUCUUACAUGCACAUGGGUAGCCCUAAAGUGUGGUAUUCUAUCCCAGGGAAGUGUUUCUUCAAGUUUGCGAAAGUUGUAAAGAAAUGGUUUCCGAAGCUGUCAAAACAUCCCGAGUUGCUCCACGAGCAUGUUGCUCAACUCUCACCCUCAGUUCUAAUCGCUGAGGGGAUUCCAGUAUUCCGUUGUCUGCAAUAUCCCUUUGAAUAUGUUGUCACAUUCCCUGGAGCUUACCAUUCGAAAUUUAGUUGUGGGUUCAAUUGUUCGGAAGCAGUGUGUUUUGCUCCUAUAGACUGGUUGCCUCAUGGCCAGAACAUAAUAGAACAUUAUGCUGGAUAUGGUUUCAAGACGUUGCUCUCUCAUGAUAAGCUGUUGUUAGGAGCAGCAAAGGAAGCUGUGACUUAUCUGUGGGAUUCUCUUACAAACAAAAGCUCCAACUCCAAAAUCCAUUUUUGGAGAAGCGCCUGUGGGGCGGAUGGAACCUUUACAAGAUUAGUGAAGCUACGUGUCGAAAAUGAGAGCAUAAGGAGGAAACACCUAUGCAACAUGCCGAUGUCUAGAUCACUGGGUGAAGUUGAUGAUGCCACUAAACGAGAGUGCUGUAUAUGCUUAUACGAUUUAUACCUUUCUGCCGUGGUCUGUUCAUGUUCCCCUAAUAGAUAUUCUUGCCUGCGCCAUGUAAAGCACCUUUGUUCUUGUGGUUGGACAGCCAAAGAGUUUCUCUUCAGAUACAAAAUUGAUGAGUUGGAGCUUCUGGUUGAGGCUUUGAAAGGGAACAUGAAAGCUAUAUAUAGCUGGGCUAAGAAUAUACAGAAACUCGCUACAAGUGAUAAGGAUCAUACAAGAAAGAAUCCCAAUGCCACUUCUUUAUGUGAGUCGAAUGGCUUAGCCGCUUAGCUACCAGAAAAGGUGUGAUGCCUGCUCUUGAUGUGGCCAUCAGUGAGAGGGCUCGUGUCGUGCCAGCCUCUAUGAAAGAAGAGCGUAGGGAUACAACAAGAGCGUCUCCGGAUCAGAAAGCUGUGAUUCUCUUGAGCGACAAUGAGGAGUGAAUCCACCUACAUUCUACCACGCUUUGUUGAUUUAGUCAUAUGUCGUAUUGCCUAUAAAUUUUGUAAGUAAAUAGGAAUGUACUCAUAAUGAUUUGUGAUAUUGAGCUCCUUUGCUCUUAGUAUAAUUUAAUGCAUUUAGAUUAACUGCC